UUCUUGUAACAAUGAGUGAAAGAUAUCAUCCACCCAUCUUUUUCGUUACUCAAAUCGUUGGCUGCUCGCGCCCACGAUUCAAAUUCUUCAUGUUUCACGUCGCGCGCACGUAAUCACUCGGCGUUAACAGCUGAUUUCUCUAACUUCUGUCGGCCACAGUGUUAUCACCUUUGCGAGGCCACGUGGGAAAAUGGCCGGAGAAAACGUUAAAUUGCGGAUUUUGGCGCUCCACGGAUUCUUCCAAUCAGAUUCAGCCUUCAGAGUAAAAACUGGAGCUUUCAGAAAACCUUUUAAAAAAAAUGUUGACUUUACGUACGUGUGUGCGCCGCAUAAAAUACUUCGAACCAGGCCGAAUGCUGAUAAUAAUACGGAUGCUAAUGCAGAAGAAUUCGGAUGGUGGUUCAACAACUCGAAUACCGAAUUCAAAGCAACCAAUCGGAGCCCUGAGGCGGUCGGUUUUCAGGAGAGCGUUCAAAUGAUCGAAAGAAUUUUUAAAGAACAAGGUCCGUUCGAUGGAAUACUAGGUUUUUCUCAAGGCGCCGCGUUUGCAGCCAUUUUAUGCGCUAUGCAGCAAAAGAAACUGUCUUCGAUUAGGUUCAAUUUUGCCGUUAUGAUAUCUGGAUUCAAAUCACGUUGCGAAUCACAUUCCGUAUUCUACACCGAAUGUUUAGACAUACCAAGUCUUCACGUUUAUGGUACUGGCGACCAAAUUGUUCCACCUGAAAUGCCUCAAGAACUGACGAAGCUUUUCGCCAAUCCGAUUACGCUGACUCAUGUGGGAGGCCACUAUGUACCAGGAGAUAAAAAUCUAUACAAGGAGUUUCUAGAGAAAAUGUUGUUCAAAAAAAAUAAUCCCGAUUCCAGAUAAAAUUCAGGUAUUCGUAGGAUCGAAAUAUUUUGCGGCAUAGAAAAUAAACUAGAAACUUCGCAUAGCGUAGGUUUCCUUUUUCUAACAUUUUCACAUUUGAUUUCGCUAAUAACGGUCAGAUUCGAUGUAACUCACACGUGUCAGAUGUGAAAUGUGAAUUUCGUGCGCUGUACAGGAGAGUAUGUGGCAAUACGAUAUCCAUAGGCGAAACACGGUAAGGCAAUCAACUCUCCGAUUAUUAAAUAAAUAUUUGUUUUGACGCCUUUAUUUCAAAAAUCACAGGCACGGACUAAUUACAAUCUACUUACCUAAAAAUAAUAUUAAAUUUCUCGUGUAUUUCCAUUAAUAAAAUGUUAUUAUUCCUA
Molecule: messenger RNA, 1233 nt
Organism: Athalia rosae (coleseed sawfly)
Lineage: Eukaryota; Metazoa; Arthropoda; Insecta; Hymenoptera; Athaliidae
Product: esterase CG5412
Exons: 5
Coding region: 191-868 (225 amino acids)
Biological process (GO): response to retinoic acid
Cellular component (GO): nucleus; cytoplasm
Source: RefSeq, a predicted model, not a curated record